This is a messenger RNA of Eleginops maclovinus (Patagonian blennie), 5654 nucleotides long. RefSeq names its product tetratricopeptide repeat domain 13 (gene ttc13). The transcript is spliced from 23 exons. NCBI's taxonomy places the organism in Eukaryota, Metazoa, Chordata, Actinopteri, Perciformes, Eleginopidae. The record is from RefSeq and is a predicted model, not a curated record. Gene Ontology annotation, molecular function: protein binding. The coding region runs from base 16 to 2493 and encodes 825 amino acids.
CACAUGUAGCACAACAUGGCCCCUGCCAGCCGGGCUGUUGUGGUAGCGCUCUCUUUGCUCUACCUGAGCCGGGAAAUUCUCUCCUCCGAGUAUUUCUCCACUCUCACCCUGUUCAACAAUGAGCUCCACAAGCAGGGAUGCAGCUCGCUGUCGGAGUGGGAAGAGUACGCGGCUGACUGCGAGUCCUCUAUUUUACAGUUGGAAGACCCAGACUGUGAGGAGGGAAGCAACCCACCCUGCGAGUCUGUCUUCUCGCUUAACGCAGAGAAGAUCCUGAACCAGGCCAAGUUGUUUAUAGAGCAGAAAAAAAUCCCCUUCCCUGUAGAAAACCACAACACAAACGAAGAACUUGCUAUAGGCUACGUUCUGAUAGGCAAUGGUCUGUAUGAUGAAGCCAUCAAACACUUCUCGCUCUUAUUACAGGGCGACCCAGAGCUGGUCAGUGCCAUCUAUGGGAGGGGGAUAGCUUACGGGAAGAAAAGCUUACAGGACAUAAAGAAUGCUGACCUGGCCUUGUUCGAGCUCAACAGAGUCAUCACCCUCGAGCCUAACUGGCCAGAGGUCUACGAGCAGCGAGCAGAGAUCCUGUCUCCUUUGGGUCGUAUCAGCGAGGCUCUGGGCGAUCUGACCAAAGCCAUCCAGCUGCAGCCCUCCGCCCGUCUCUAUCGACACAGAGGAACACUGCUCUUCAUUUCAGAGGACUAUGUGGCAGCUAUGGAAGACUUCCAGCAGUCUUUAGAGCUGAAGAAGAAUCAGCCCAUCGCCAUGCUGUAUAAAGGCCUCACCUUCUUCCACAGAGGCAUGCUCAAGGAAGCCAUCGAGACGUUCAAAGAGGCGCUGAAACUAAAGGCCGACUUCAUAGAUGCUUAUAAGAGCCUCGGACAGGCUUACAGAGAGCUGGGUGACUUUGAGUCGGCGAUGGAGAGCUUCCAGAAAGCCCUCAUGUUGAACCAGAACCACAUCCAGUCUCUGCAGCUGCGGGGCAUGAUGCUGUACCACCACGGCUCGCUGCAGGAGGCCAUCGGCAACUUUAAGAGGUGUCUUCAGCUGGAGCCGUACAACGAGGUGUGUCAGUACAUGAAGGGGUUAAGCCACGUGGCGAUGGGUCAGUUCUACGAGGGCAUCAAGGCUCAGACUAAAGUCAUGCUGAAUGACCCUCUGCUGGGACAGAAGGCCAGCUCUGAAUACCUCAAAGUGAAAUACCUCCGAGAGUACUCUCGCUACCUGCACUCCCACCUCGACAUCCCAGUAGCGGAGUACAACGUGGACCAGGACUUACCGGGAAACUUUAAGAACCACUGGGCCAAGAACCUGCCGUUUUUAAUAGAAGACUAUGAAGAACAGCCCGGCCUGCAGCCACACAUCAAAGACGUGCUGCCUCAGAACUUCGACAGCUACAGCAGUGAAGUUCAGAAGCUGAUCUGCACCGCCGACCACCUGGGGGCACUGAUGCAAUACGACACACCUGGUUUCCUUCCCAACAGGAGAAUACACAGAGCCAUGGGUUUAGCCACUCUGGAGGUGAUGCAGGCCAUGCAUCGGACUUGGAGCAACUCCAAAGUGAGAGUCAACGGCAAAACGAGGCAAAUGCAGUGGAGAGACAUGUUCGACAUAGCUGUGAAAUGGAGGAGGAUUGCAGAUCCAGACCAGCCCGUCCUGUGGUUAGACCAGAUGCCUGCCAGGAGUCUCAGUCGAGGAUUUAACAAUCACAUCAACCUCAUCAGGGGACAGAUUAUCAACAUCAGAUACCUAGCGUACUUUGACAACAUCCUCGACUUCAUCAAAGACAGAAUACUGGUGUAUCAUGGGGCGUACAACCCCAGAGGACUCUUAGAGGUGCGGCAGGCUCUUGAAAAUGUGAAUAAAGUAGAAGAUCUGCUUCCUAUAAUGAAGCAGUUCAAUAGUAAAACCAGAGAUGGCUUCACGGUCAACUCCAAGGUGCCGAGCAUGAAGGAUCUUGGGAAAGAGUUUGACGGUUUUACCAUCACCAUCACUGGAGACAGGGUGGGCAACAUGUUGUUUUCAGUCGAGACGCAGACGACAGAAGAGCGCACGCAGCAGUACCAGUCAGAGAUCGAGUCCAUCUACAAAGACCUCACCGCUAAAGGGAAGGCCUUAAUGCUGUCCACUGAGCUCGGGGAUGCAGAUGCCGUGUGCAACCUGAUCCUCUCCCUGGUUUAUUACUUCUGCAACCUCAUGCCCCUCUCCAGAGGAUCCAGUGUGGUGGCGUACUCCGUGGUGAUGGGGGCUCUGAUGGCCAGCGGGAAAGAGGUGAUCGGCAGGAUCCCGAAAGGAAAGCUGGUGGAUUUUGAAGCCAUGACCACACCCAGUCCAGACAGCUUCAGUAAAACAGCGAAGAACUGGAUGAACCUCAAAAGUUUACCGGGCUGGUACCAGAGUCUUCCGUCUGUAGCAGAGACGUUCCCGUCCAGCAGAACGAUGAUAGAGGUUCUCAACACGGACUCCUCCUCACACUGUCCCAAGAAGUCCUAACAAAACUUCCAACAGGAGUCUGAAUAACAGAGCUGCUGCACUGAGCAGAAUAAAGGGCCGCCUCCUUCUGCAUCCCAAACUCAACUCAACCCCAAAAGCACCCGAGCUCUAACGGUCGUUCCCUACAUUUUAAAUUCAUACUGUUAGUCGACACAUUUUGGAAGCAGGUCUAUUGGCCUUGGCUAGAAACUAAGGGAGUAAAAAAUGCAAUGAAUGUGUUUUUUAAAGACUUUUCCUCUGAGGAAACAUCCUCUUAUUUAGAUUCACGCUCUAAACUCGUGCAUAGUUGAGCAUUCAUCCAGCACGUACACACUCGAUGUUGUCACAAAAUCCGAACAUAAUUUGGCUCGCAGGACUAGUUAAAUAAACACUGACUCUACUUUAGCAAACAACAAACACAGCAACCUUUGUUCCGUUACUUGUGUCAACGUGAUAUCCGAUACACUUUCUCCCUCUUAGCUGCAGUGCUAUUCAUCAUUCUGCAUUGGUAAGAGUUGCAGAGUUUUAGAGACUGUUCACCAUAGAGAUGCCUGCCUUCUUUUUAAUGUAAAACUUCAACAUGGCACUUUGUUCGUUGAGCUCAAUGUGUCCAAAGAUGUUGAAGAAACUCAAGAGGAAUGACCUUCCAGUGACCUUGUUGUCAGCCGUUUCAUGGAGGAACGGUUUUCUUUCUACCGGACUAUGACCCGCUGAGGUUUCUCUCAUGUUUGUCACUUUGAGUGCCAUUUAGGUCCAAUAUGUUCUAGACAAGGCAGACGUCUCUAUGAUUAGUAUCUCUAACAUUUGGGGAAGCACCCAUAAUACAAUCGAGAUUGCGUAACAGGUAAGAGUAGAAAUAUUUGUUUUGGCAUUUUUGGUUGAGCUGUAUGUCAUGUUUACUCAGUUUAAUUUUGCUUCAGACUUUAGUUCAGGUACAAAAACACAAUGAAAUCUUCAGUCCCAAUAUUUACACACUCCAGCUGUUUUGGGGAAGGUGUCACAGUUUGGGAUGCAGAACGGAUUCUGUCCCCCCCGCACUGUUGCUCUGCUUUAUAGGCCUUCGCACUGACACACACAAAACACACAGUCCUCCAUAACAGCACUGGAUUGGAUUUAAACCUAAGACUCAUUUUUAAUUUGGCCCCUAAAAGUGAUUUUCUUAUAAACAUUUAAGUUUGUUUGGCCUUUUAAAACCCAUGUUCUUAACCACUACUACACACACACACACACACACACACACACACAGUCCAGCCUAUCAGCAGAGAAAGAGUUUUGGGAUCUACGGGAAAGAAAUGAUGAAACAAAAACCUUCAGGGCUAUUGAAUUCCACUCUGGAUACUUGAAGCAGUCUCUCUUUUUUAUUUUGGGUUUUCGUGACAGGAAGUGUCGCAUAUGUCUUAUCGGGGUAUUGAACCCCGCUUUCCUUUAGCAAGAACAAUAAAAGGGGUUAGUGUUAAGAGGGGUUGGCUGCUGAACGACUAUGAGAGCAACAGUCAGAGGAUUUCAGAUCAUUUUCAGGGAAUGAUUUCUUUCAAAAAGCAAAAGAAAUGCUGUUUCUCUGAGUUUUAUGUCAUUUUAAAUUGAAUUAUUUGAGUUUAUGGAAAAAGACACUUGAAUAACGACUAUGGGAAAUUGUUCUUUGUAUUUUAAAUAUUUUGUGAAAUGUUCUUCAAUACUUUCCUUUACAUUUACAAUUUGACACAGCAGAGAAAUGGAAGAAAACACCAUUUAAUGAAUGUCAAAAUAAAUAAUUCUUAACUUAUUUUAAUAUUCAACAGAGGCUUGUUGUGUUCACAUCCAUUGAUGUAAUUUUACAAAUAUAUAACACUGAUAAUACAAAAGAUUUUUGAGAUUGGAACAAAAAAAAAAUACGAAAACCACAAAAUAAAAGAGAAAGGAUUUUCAAAAUAAAAGAAAUACCUUUUAAAAUUCAACAAAAUUUGACUUGGAUUAAAUAAUUAUGUUAUUAAAUAUAAAUGUAUGAAUCUAAAAAGACAAAAACACAAACCUAUAAUAAGCAGCAAAAGCAGCCAUUAUUUGGGGGGAUAUUUAAUGGAAUAAUUAAUAAUAAUCGAUUAGUUUUAUGUCUUUUUAGCUUUAGGUUAUUUUAUAGUAGUCUCAUUUGAAAAGCAGUAUAUCUCCAUUUUAAAAGUAAAAUAUGUAAACAAAUCAAAAUAUGAGCAACUUGGAAAGUGUCCUGAAUAUUCUCUGACUCCUCUGAAUGUUGGGCCUCGUAGAGGAUUAAUUAAAGAUGGCGGUAAAAGCACAUCACACACUGUCAUCGUCUUUGCUAUUAUUCCUUUAGCUUGAAUUGGAUGCCAUCUGUGUCUCUCGCAUCUCCGGAUUUCCUUUGGACCUCCACGGAUGAAAUGUGCUGUGACAAGCUGUCCUUUAAGAGGAUCACUUUGGGGAAAAAGAGCUUAAAAAAAACCCUCCAAAAGAGGGGGAAAUCUGGCCAGAAUAAAGUGGAUUAACAGGUCUGGGAAAUCUUCAAAAACACAUUUAAUUGGUUGAUAAAUACCAAAUAUUUACCGCUGUUUGGGAUUCUCUUUAGUGAGACUUUAUGAGAUUAAUUCUGGCUUUACAAAUUAGAAACCUGAUGCUGUUUUUUUUGGGGGGGGGUUUAUUUGAGAUAAAAUGAGGAAAUAAGUGUAUUACUAUGAAUGGGAUCUGAUGUUUACAACCUUAUGAAACAAACAUACUUGAGUGAUAUUGAGGCUACACGAUCAAUGUCAGUUUAAGCACAAGGAGGAAAAGAGCUCAGCAGGAAGUUCACCCAAAGUAUUCCGUUUUUGGAACAAAUCUCAACACAUUUUCCAUCUCUUUUUUCACAGCUUUGUUGAUUUAAAGGCCUUUACUGCUAGUUUUUCUACUGAAAGUCAUCUCAACGCAGCAGGACUUCUUAACUGAACGGCAGCUUUCCUCAAAUUUAGCAUUUUAUUAGAUCCACAAAGAACAAACUCAUGUUUGAUGGCAUAUCUAAUUUAUUUCCAGCUCACAGUCUGCUUCCUUUUUUAUAUCAAUGAUUGUGCUGACUGCUCGUCUUCUUUAUCUUUGCACUGCGACCCGGUCACUCAGUGCUAUGGUGCGCUCUUAAAACUUGAAGGAGGGAUUUUAUAUUGGAUUUCCUUGAGUGGGUGAAUGAAUGUUCAGCAGUCAAUAAAACUGAUUGAUAAUGUGAA